AUGCCUGAGAAAAAAUUUCCCCCCAAGCCCACUAAUUUAAGACCUUAUUCGUGUGGUUUAACUAUCAAUAAGCAAAGGUUUACCAAAUUAGAAAUUAGUCCUUAUUAUGAAAAACAUAAUAGAGAAUACUUAGAAAAAUUAGAAAGAAAAGGGGUUAAAUUGUCAGAGCAAGAAUUAGCUGAAAAACUGAUUACUGAUGAUUUGAUUAAAAAAAUAUUGCUUCCUCAACUAAACGGUGAGGACGAUAUUAGAGCUGAUGGUCGCAAUUAUCAGUAUACUUAUUACUUUGCUAUUUUGUAUAAAGGAGUUAAAGCCUAUAAAUUAGUGUGGUGCGUAGACGAUAAUGAACCACAUGUUUUAGGACUAAUGGAUUGCUUUCGAAUAAGCAAAUAUGAUAAAGAAAAUGUUCCUAAUAAAUGUGUCCCAAGACAUAUUAAUUAUUUAAAUUAUCCGCGAGGAGAAUGUAUAAAUCCUUACACUGGCAAAAAAGGAGAAAGAAGUGAAGUGGAUGAAAUAUACAUCAACGAACAACUAGAAGGUGAAUUAGAUUUAGUAGAUUUUACUUAUUUUCGUCAUGGAUAUGGUGUAAAAGUAUUAAUUCCUCUUAAAGUAGAUGAAAGUAAAAUAACAUUUAAAAAUCAAAGUGAAAAGGCUGAUAUUAUUUUAACCAAUCCGCAAAAAUAUAUUAAUCAAAAAUAUCCUACUCAGGAAGAAAGAGAAAAAGAAACAAAAUUAGAUAUUUGA
Molecule: messenger RNA, 744 nt
Organism: Ambispora gerdemannii
Lineage: Eukaryota; Fungi; Glomeromycota; Glomeromycetes; Archaeosporales; Ambisporaceae
Source: the annotation of a GenBank genome assembly